AUGCCUCGUAGUGGAUUAUCAGCUGCAUCCUUUUCCCGCCCAGCGCAAUCCGGGGUACCCGGUGCUGUGGUUCGUUUCUACCAGCGAUCGUUUCCAGCGGUUGACUAUCUGGCACUAGGAUGCAUUGUAGGAGGUUGGAUCUUGAUCCAGCUUUUUGUGACCCCAUUUCAUCGUCUGUUUUCCCUUGACAACAAGGCCAUUCAAUAUCCCUUUGCUGUAGUGGAAAGAGUUCCCGUUGUAUGGUCCAUUAUAUACGCUGGGGUUAUUCCGUUUGCAUUACUGCUCUUGUGGGCUGCCACGUUCCGACCGAAGCCCUAUAAAGUCCAAGUAACUAUACUUGGUUUCUUAGUGGCCUUGAUGUUGACUUCGCUGCUCACGGAUAUAAUCAAGAACGCGGUGGGACGACCUCGCCCCGACUUGAUCUCACGAUGUAUCCCCAAGAAGGGCACCCCUGAAAACAAGCUGGUCGCCUGGACCGUAUGCACCCAGACGAGUCAACAUAUUCUUCAAGAAGGAUGGAGAAGCUUUCCAAGUGGCCACAGCAGCUUCUCUUUCAGCGGGCUAGGAUAUCUGUCCUUCUUCUUUUCCGGUCAGAUGCAUGUGUUCAGACCGAGGACCGACCUUUGCCGCUGCCUUGUGGCUCUUUUGCCUUUUCUCUGCGCAUUGAUGAUUGCUAUUUCACGUCUCGAUGAUUAUAGACAUGAUGUAUAUGAUGUCACAUGUGGCUCUAUCCUAGGUACUGCGGUUGCCUACUUCUCGUACCGGCGCUACUAUCCCUCUCUGCGGUCCGUUAUCUGCGACAUGCCCUACGACAAAGCAGGAAUCACCGGUGAAGAGGGAUUCUACAAACUUGCCAGUGACGAGGAACAACAGGUACAGAGACCUGGGGUUUCUUCCCGUCAGUGGGGAGCCGAGGAGGAGGUUUAUCAACUUAGUGAAGCUUCAUCAUCGCCACGUCGAGUGUAA
Aspergillus bombycis is the source of this 966-nucleotide messenger RNA. Its product is annotated as phosphatase PAP2 family protein. Bases 1 to 966 code for a protein of 321 amino acids. Lineage: Eukaryota; Fungi; Ascomycota; Eurotiomycetes; Eurotiales; Aspergillaceae. Gene Ontology annotation, biological process: phospholipid metabolic process. Gene Ontology annotation, molecular function: phosphatidate phosphatase activity. The record is from RefSeq and is a predicted model, not a curated record. The transcript is spliced from 4 exons.